CACACACUAGUCGUUGGUCGUCAGAUAUGAUGCAGAUCAGAUACGUAGUAGAUCGAGCGCGCCAUGUGUACGCUGUGGGAUCGGUGUCGAAAGUACCUGGACCUGCUAAUUGCUAAUUUUACCGUGUGGAAUCAACCAGAAAACUUAGUGAAACUUUGAUGUAGACUUAUUUGAAAUUGUUCAUUAUAUUAGCUUGCAUUUUUUUUUACCAUCAAGCCGACGAAUGAGAUACCCGUUCAACACCGGCAAUCUAUGAAGUCUGAGUGCUGUAUACAUUCAAACGUGUCAAAAGUGCCAAAACAUGAGCAGUAGGCUGAGUACAAAGCCCUCCAGGAAGGACAGACCUCGCUCUAGUGACAAGCUGAAAGCUGGACGAAAACGUGAUGGAACCCCUGAGAAACCAGUGAGUCCCAAUCAAUCUCAGUCACAAAUGGAGGAAGACAUUGUUCCUGUCAGUAAGAAGAUUCUAGACGGUGAAGACAUCAGAGCUUUGGCCAUUGAUCAUCAGGAGUUGGCUAAAAUACGUGCAACCAAACAACUUUCAGCUGGCUACAGCAAAGAGAUUGUAAGCAACAAAGUCACUGUGCGGAAGCUACAGCCUCAAGCAGAGUCGGAUAAACCAAGAACAAAAAACAUCUUGAUUGCCAAGCCAGCUCCACCUAAUGCAUCUCUCAAACAGGAGGAUUUCACAGGUUUUGUAGGACCUCGGUUUAAUAACGAUGGUGGCAUCAUUCCACAUAGUAUUCUUGGAAAAGUGGAAGACUUCAAGCUAGAAGCUGUGAAACAUGGUCAUUUUGAGACAAAGAUAGACUCCAUUCCAAUCAGGCCAAAGACUCCAAGCUUGAAGUAUGAGAAGAAACAGAAGAAUGAACCUAAGCCACGAGACCCCUUCCUGGAUGAAAAUAAUGCCCUGGUCAAUUGGCAACUUAAGAUGAUAGAGAGGAAAAAGCAACAGGGCUUCAUAUCAAAGUUACUAGAGAAGCCAGUGUCAUCUUUAGUGAUGAACCAUGGUGAUGAUUACCGUAAAGUACAGGAAGAUCGAUACCUCAUCGAAAGGUCAAUUCCAGCAGUAGACUAUGGACGAGGAUAUCGUAUUGGCAGUGAGUUCUGGAAUCAACAGGAAAGAAUUGGAGAUGACAUAUCAGGGAUUCACAUGACACUUACUGAGACUGAGAGGGGUUACCCCCCACCCAUUGAACAUGUUGGUCAGCCAGCAGCUGUUAAAAUGGAAAUGGGAGCUAAGUUGGAUUCCUCGAGACCAGGAACUCCUGUAAGUUAUCCUUGGCACCAGUCUAAGUAUCUAAAGGAGCGGAGACAGCAGCUUAACAAAGUCAUGCAGAAUUUAGAUCCAUACAUACCUGAGCUGAACAAGUUGCAGAUUAUCGGAAGAAGCAAUCCUUAUGAGUUGCAAAUGGAUAAGCCAUCCUGUGAAAAUAAGAUUCCAGAGACAACGGGCUUAAAUCCAGAUGUAAAUCCAGCUUCGUUGGAUAAUGAUGUGAACGAUAAAGGACAUACCUUGGGACCAUCCUUACAGUUUGAUAACUUCAUGGCUGCUUGGAGUGGUGAUAGCCACAGUAACAAAGGCCUUGUGGCACAUGGAGCUAGAGUCACUUUCGAAGUGUAUGCUGGUGAAAGAAUCACCUCCUAUUUGAAUCUGGUAAACAAAGGCACAACUACUGUCUACUAUGAUUGGAAAAAAAUUCCCAAAAUUAACCCAUUCGAGGGAUGUGCCUCUCCCAAAGUACAGCACUUUUACUUCAACACAAGCAGUGGAGUUCUGUUACCAGGUGAGAGCCUCAAGUUCCCGUUUGUCUUCAAGUCACCAAAUGCUGGCAUCUUUUCUGAGACAUGGCAGUUGGACACAAGACCAGUUUUGUGCGGUGGUGCUGUUUUGCAAGUAACACUGCGUGGAAUAGCUCUUCAGGAAGACAAAAAUAAAAGACAGCGGUACCAAAUUGAGCAAGAUCUGUUUACUAAGCAAGCAGUGUUGACAGCUCAACGCAUCCUAGAUGAGUUAAUUGAUGGGAUACGUACACCAGAAAGACCAUGUUCACCAGUGGAUGCUUACAUAACUCAAGAGGAGUUAUUCCAGCAACACAACAAAGGAAUGCACUAUUCAAAUGAAAUAGUAAACCAGUUAAGUCAACUCUACCUGGAGCAGUUUGAUGACGAUGACAAAGAAAAUCAUUCCUGGGAUCUGUCUAUUCAUAGUAUGAAACAGGACUUUUUGGCUCUUGAAGAUGAGACCAAAAGGGAAGAUCUGUUAACCAAGAUGAAUGCUGCUGUGACUUGUCUGUAUUUCCCGCCACUUAGCCCCAUUCAGCAAGAGAUGUACAGGGUUGGGUACCAGUUGCUUAUUGAGGCAGCAGAUAACAUUGUCACACUGUCAAGUGUUAUACGAGAUCAUCUUGGAUUGCCAACAAAGGAUGUAGAAAUGCCAGAUACGGACCAGAUUCUUGGCUCCAAUGACAAUCUAAGGGGAGGUGAAAUUAAGAAGAAAAAGAAAGAACACAAGGAAGAAGAGGUGAAGAAAGAUGGUAAAAAGGACAACAAGAAAGGCAAGAAAGAGGAAAAAGAAAGAGACAGGCCAAAAAGCAAAGGUGGCAAAACCAAGAGUCGUUCUGCAACAAGUCCACCUGCCACCCGUGAACCAAAAAGAGGAGCAGAGAAGAAACAAAUACAUGCACCUGUACGAAGUCUAACACCACCAUCAGAAUCAGGGGAUCCACAUCUUGAUGCUAAGUACAGAAACAAAAUGUAUAUCCAGGUGUAUGGCUUGUUGUCAUCAACUAUCGACAAAAUGACAGAGCUUUUUCAUGAUAUCCAGCCAAGAGAGUGACAUCAGAUGGUACAACAGACCUACCAGCACUUAGUUGUUACAGUGAACAAGGAUUUACCGCUGUUACAAAGAAAUGACAGUGCAAAUCACCAAUAAACUGGUGAUUUGCGAUGUCAUCUCUUUGUUAUGAUGAGUAGGUGUUUUGGUUUAAGUUAGGGUAACAUUAAUAACAAUUUGAAAUUAAGCAUUCUAUUUUAAACUUAAUUCUUUUUCUAAUUCACAAGAUUACUCCUUGAUGUUGAGGUACUUUCCCACAUUAUCCUAAAUGCUUUGACUUCCUUGAGUUUGCUGGAGUUCCAGUUUGUUCAACUGUAAACCACUUGCUCUACAUUUUGUCACAGAGCUAACAUACGGUACCGGCAAAUCAACCAUUUUGGCGAAUUUUGAGAUUUUGUUAUUUUUGAGGUGUUUAAAGGUUGCUCCUUUAUUAAAGUAUUUGUGCCAAAAUUCUGAAUUCUUGUCUGUAUUUGGAGAUUCGGAGCCCCGCCUGUGGCGAAUCAGUCACAUUUUGACAUAGUGACGAAUACGGAAUUUUGCUGGUAACCAGCUAAUGCAAGGUGUACGUUCAAAGUACCAACGAAUGUUGUUUGUCGGAUUGCGGCACGGCGCACAUGUGUGCGCAAUCCGACAAACUGACGAAUAGCAUACAAACUGUGAAAAACAACUGGCUAUUAGAGAUUUUGUAAUUUGACAAACGGACGAAUACGUUUACAAUCAAAUAAAAACAAAUCACACAACUUCUCUGAUUAAAUAAGUUACCUGAUGGAUACUACGUUUCCUAUUUUAUUUCGAGUGUACACAAAAAACAGUAAUUAUCAAAACGUUAAGGAUAAAAUACGACGCCCAGAAAAAUGUCCAACUUCAAACGCAAAUUACUCGAAACAGGGUUUUCGCUUAUUUGUCGGUAUGUCAGCUCUACGACGAAUUAUUUGUGAUGUAACAAAUUCACAUUAGCACCCACUUUUGUGCUGAUUGUGAACAGACGUGAAGUAGAAAUGUUUUGCCGAAUUUGUUUUGAAAGGUACCAUGUUACUACUCAGCAGAGUUUUCAACAACAAAAAAAUCUUAAAUUUCCGCACAAUUUGUUUGAUGGUUACAAAUUGUUAAAAUUUGUAUAAAUGUUAUUGUGAAGGGAGCUUUGAAAUUUAAUAAAUAUUGAUUUUGAGUUGUACUCGUCACAGAAAAUGGUACACUUUAUGGAUCACCUAAACUCUUAUUGCAGAAUAUUGCAAGGUGGGCAAUACUCUCGUACUCUCUGUUGCUCUCUCUAUAUAUACAUAAAAUGAUAAAAGAAUGUAAAAAAAACAAAAUUAAAACAGUGCUCACCGGAUAGCGAU
This is a messenger RNA of Patiria miniata (bat star), 4176 nucleotides long. Its product is annotated as MYCBP-associated protein-like. The record is from RefSeq and is a predicted model, not a curated record. The coding region runs from base 302 to 2839 and encodes 845 amino acids. NCBI's taxonomy places the organism in Eukaryota, Metazoa, Echinodermata, Asteroidea, Valvatida, Asterinidae. The transcript has 21 exons.